This is a messenger RNA of Girardinichthys multiradiatus, 1102 nucleotides long. RefSeq names its product regulator of G-protein signaling 1-like. Lineage: Eukaryota; Metazoa; Chordata; Actinopteri; Cyprinodontiformes; Goodeidae. The transcript is spliced from 5 exons. The record is from RefSeq and is a predicted model, not a curated record. Bases 77 to 649 code for a protein of 190 amino acids.
GGGAAACUAAGCACCAUUUACUUAUACCACAUCGGACCAUCUGACAUCCUCCUAAGACAAUACCAGUAAUGUCAAAAUGCCCAAGCUUCUGUUUUCCAAGAUUCGGUUUAGUGAUAUAAAGGAUUUAUUACCAAAUGUACAGCGGCCAAAAAGGAUUGAUAUUGUUCUAAGUCGGAGGAUGAGAAACAACAACAUAUGGCGGUUUGGUCAAAAUUUAGAUGAUGAGACAUGUCCUUCAAACCUCCACUGGAAGACUGACCAUAAACUUGACCUGUCUCUGGAAAAAUUACUAAGAGAUAAAAAGUUCAGAGCACCUUUCCGCUCUUUCCUGGAAUCUGAGUUCAGUGAGGAAAACCUUGAUUUCUGGCUCGCAUGCGAAGAUUAUAGGUCAACUUCAGACAUCCUGAAAUGGAGAGCUGAGAAGAUCUACGAGGAGUUCAUCAGACCUACAGCGCACAGAGAGAUCAAUGUAGACCACUGCAUCAGAGAGAAGAUCCAGGAGUCACUGAAGAAACCAAGUCGACGCUGCUUUGAUGAGGCCCAAAAACAUGUUUACCUGCUGAUGCUAAGAGACUCUUGUCCCAGAUUCCUUCACUCAGAUGCUUACCUGAGUCUAAAGUGCAAAUCUAGGACUCAGUGGUAUAUUUAGGAAAAAACAUGCUGCUGUUACUGUUUAGGGGAAAACAUUUAUUAUUUGACUCACACUAUAUGUAACCAAAAAUGUUUUAUGUUAACAUUGUAAAGUUAUUGAAAGCAACCGCUGAAAGAGAGAGGAGGUAUGUGAUGGUGACGUGCAUCGAAGGAAGACAACGCUGUACAUGCUUAUGCUUGUAGACUUGUUCAGGGUUGCCCUAAAAUCUACCUGGGCUUUUGGCAAGUCUAAGUAUGUUGGAGGGAUUAUGGAGAACAAAAGGACAACUGAUAUGUAAACAGUACAAUGAUAUGCGCUUUUUACCUAAAGAGGAAUUGGUUUCUUUUUUAAGUUAUUUGUUAAUGUUGAUUUUUUUUUUUUUUUGUGCCCAGACUUUUUAAACCACUGCAGAGAUUGGGACUUGAUUCUGCUAACUUAGAGUCAAAUUGCAUAAAGUCGUAAAAACACAUA